ACGUAACUAGGUGACGUUACCCGGGGAGUUAUAUAUACCCCAAAUAUCGCUUGCGCUCGGCAUUUCAGUCUCUUCUUGUUCUCUCCCGCUUUAGAUCGGAUUCGUUCUCGCCUACCUAUCAGAAACAGAGUCAUCAUUAGCAAUUCGGCAUCCUUCGCGAGAGCUUCGUUGUUUAGUUGUUGGUGGGGUCAUCGCCAACACGCUUGGGAUUCUUCCUCUCGCCUGACAUCACGCCACUCGUUGAUCCUCAGCCCGGUUGAUAAGCAUACGCACGAAUGCGUAUAUAAAUAAUAAAGAUAGGAACGGAUAUACUUCCUCUUCGCCGAGCCGUUCUGUCCGAUCCGAAUCGCAUCUCACGGUUAUAAUCCCCAUACUCCCCAUACUCCGUAUACUCCCCCUCGGUACUCCCCAUACAAACUCCACUCCCACAUCCGGAACACUAGGUAACACCCACGCAACCGCAACAAUGAGCCUCCUCCAAAACAAAUACGCAGCAGCCCUCAUCAACCCGGACGUCCUCCGAGCCCACCAAAAACCCAUCCUCCUCGCCACCGGCAUAACCGCCGUCGCCACCCCGUUCCUCGCCUACGCAUGGUCGUGCUACCGGGAAUGGCUUGCCCUCGGCCCCGGCGGCAUGCCCUACCACUUCCCCGGCUGGCUCCUGCAAGUCGGCCUGCACGCCGUCGCGCGCUCCGAUACCCGGGAGCCCCUGCCUAGGCCGUACAAGCGGCUAGAGGACGUAGCCGCCUUGUACGGCGCCGCGGGCGCGAAGUCGUACUACAACUACUCCGGGGACGGCCCGGGCCAGAUUCCAAAGCGCAAGGGCGACCGCCCUACCGUCCCGACCUUCGUCGCGCCCCAGCGCCAGACCUCCGACGCCGCGCCCCCCGCUACCGUCGCCGCGCAGAAGGCCUUCCUAGCCGCCGUAGCAGCGGCCAACGCCUCGCUCUUCGAGGUCCGGACCAGCAAGCUCGAGGGCCCUCUCCACCAGGCCUUGUGGCUGCGACUCCCCUCCCCCUCCUCCGCGUCGGCCGACGACGACACCACCCUGCGGACCCGGCUAGGGCGGGGCUCGGACGGGGAGUUCGCGCACGUGCACGGCGAGGGGAGCGUUCAUGUGACGCUCAGCCCGGCGGACGCCGCGGCCGCGAUCGAAGCCGGGUGGGCGGAGCGCUUUGGACUAGCUGGGUGGUGGGGGUCGCGCGUGGUGCCCUGGGGGUUCGUCAUGGUGUACGCGCCGCGCGACGAGGGCGAGUUUGCCGUGUUUCGCGAGUUGGUACUUGCCGGUGCGCGGUAUGUGGCCGAGGGCGCUGGGGUGGAAGUUGUUGCUCCGGCGGAGUAGUGAAUUGGGGGGGAGAGUAAUCUAGGUAUGUAGUGUAGGGGCGUGAAUGGAAGGAAGUAGGUAAGUAAAAGGGCGUGGUAUAGUUGGUUGGUUGGCUGGUAUACAACUUGCUUGCAUGGGGUACCUACCUAUCCGAUAUAUCGAGGUCUAUGUUACCUCGUGAUGGACCUGUGAAGGGGAGGACGUAUUAUGUGUUUGAAGCGUGUAGCUUGUGGCGUUGGGGAGAGGGUUACUUACAUACUAGUAUAUGCGAAUGUGCGGUGGGUGAUUCAAAAACGCAUCGGUACGGAAAGCGGUCGGGACGGUGAAUAAGGUAAGAUCUAAGACAAGGAGAGGUGUGUAUGAUUAAGAGUAUAAUCUUCUCCUUCUAUGAUAAAUUUGCUGCGUUAAUACUACUACUGAUGUCUUCCCUCGAGACCGUAUUAUACCCAUCUGCCAGAGUUACCGAGUUGCUGAUUUUAUUAAUAGGCUACAUCGCGAUUCUACUUUAUUAACAACUUUGUAAAAUGCUAGAAUAUCCAAAUUUGUUACAUGUCGCUUCGUUUACAAAUCACUAAGAAUAGGUAGCUUUGACUUGUACAAUGCAUCUAAGGG
This is a messenger RNA of Daldinia vernicosa, 1936 nucleotides long. RefSeq lists its product as uncharacterized. NCBI's taxonomy places the organism in Eukaryota, Fungi, Ascomycota, Sordariomycetes, Xylariales, Hypoxylaceae. The transcript has 2 exons. The coding region runs from base 467 to 1342 and encodes 291 amino acids. The record is from RefSeq and is a predicted model, not a curated record.